Molecule: messenger RNA, 1983 nt
Organism: Penaeus chinensis
Lineage: Eukaryota; Metazoa; Arthropoda; Malacostraca; Decapoda; Penaeidae
Exons: 8
Coding region: 110-1276 (388 amino acids)
Source: RefSeq, a predicted model, not a curated record
AGAACUUCAUCGGAGCCUCAGUCUGCUGACAACUGCCAAGGGAGGUGCUUGUCAAGGAAAACACAGGCAGCUGACUCUCGCUUUCGUACCCAUUGGAGGAAACGGAGCAAUGCUGUUUCGGUCGCUGUUUCCGCUGCUGUUGCUGCUGCUGAUCGGGGUGGGGAGCGUCAGCGGAGCAAACGAGGAGCGAGAUGCGACCACGAGGAGCUCGAGGCCGAGAUCCGAAGGGAAGAGAGCGAAGCAAAUGAGCGCCAAAAGCAAAUCGGAGGCGAAGGUUCAGAAGGCCCUCGGCGACUCAACAGAGGAUUCGAUCUCGGACAAAAGAGGAUCCAAGAGCCUGAAUCUCCGGGAGGAAGAUGCGGAGAAGGAGGAAUCGACGCCGGAGGAAGAGAGAAAAGCGGAACCGAAGCUCCGAGAGGAUGAGAACGAAACGGGCUUCGAGACCGAUCCCGUGCAAAAGAAGCCAGUCAGACAGACGAGCUUCGUAAAACCUAAAAACGAAGGUAAAGAAGACCAGCUCCUGAAAACGAAUCAGAACCAAAGACAGUUUUGGUUUGGUGAUGACCCGCCUCCAGGGAUCCACACAACCUUGUACCAACAUCACCACAGAUUAUCAUGCGACGACGACAAGUGCACAGCGAAAGGAGGCACUUGGCAGCCCUUGGAAGACUGCUCCGGAGAGCAGGACCGACCCAUGCUCUACUGCCCAACUACCGACGAGUUCUGCUGUGGCCAACGCAGGUACAGACACCGUACCAAGAGGUGCAAGCAGUCGGGAGGAAGCUGCCACAUCCACGCGGCAACCUGUCCCGGCGUGGCUGAGAAGAAGAGGUGUCGCAAGGGGAGGAAAUUCUGCUGCUACAUCCCAAAACCAUACGUGAACCUAAGCUGCGAUGGCGAAAUUUACUCGCUGACGGAAGGCGGCCAGGAGAUCACAGCCACCGAAGGGCGCAUCAUAAGCCCCGGGGACAUGGUGCGUUACCGGCGAUACCUGGACGUCUCCGCCGACCUCGUUCUGCCUCCCGGACACGUCGCCAGGAUCGAGUGGAGGGAUAUCGACGUCGAAGAGAACUCGCGGUGCAUGUACGACUACGUGGAGAUUGUCGACACGCUCACCGGCGAGGGGCUCGAACCCUACAACAUCAGCAGGUUCUGCGGAAGGAAAGUCCCUCAUACCAUGGAUUCUAAAAGUAAUUUGGUGACAUUAAGGUUUAAAACUGACUAUAGCGUCCAGGAGGCAGGGUUCGAUAUUUGCUUCCGUGCUGUCCAGGUGUAAGACGCUCUGCUUUCCAGCUCUGAUACGGCAAAUAGAUUUCAUUACCUGGACAAAGCGAGUAAUCAGCUGCGGCUCCGGAUGCAAUAUCAUCUUCCUUUUAACUUUCAACAACGGUAACAAUGAAACAGGAGAGGCAGAAUUCAACUUUCUAUGCAUAAGUCGUUUGAAUGAAUAUGUAAUGAUUACCAAAAGGUAUGUUUUAAUAUCUAGUUACCUACAACCAGGCAUUUUUAUUAUCAUCAAGCAAAACGGUACAUAUUUACACUUUCAUUAGUUACCUGUUUUUUUCUUACAAACAUACUGUAAAUAGAACUGGCAAAUACUAUGUCAACGGUUCAGAACUUCCUGAGUUAAAAAAAAAAAAAAAAAAAUAAGCAUCGGUUAAUGUGUGUAAUCUAUAGCAAGAACACAAGGCUUUCACACAAUUCUUUAGCAAUUAUAGGUAACCAAAUAGUUAUUCCACUUGUAUUACUAAAUGUAUGUGAUCAUUCAGAAGAGCUACUUUUUGUUUUAGAAUAUAUUUGUGGUUUUAAUAAUCAAGACCUCAAUUGCUUCUGGUUAUUGUUAUUAUAAUUGUUUUUCCCAUUCAUAAUAUGCCUCACUGUUUAUAUAAUCAGCCAUUAAUUUCGAAAUAUUUCUCAUCUAGGACAAAUUUCCAAAUAUAUAAUUGUAAACUUUGUGCACAGUAAUAAAGAUCUUUGAAAUUC